GUGAAUGAUGGUUCCUAGAAAGUGUUUUGGAAAGGUGAAGCUGAGCAGAAUCCUUGGGUGUACCUUGAAAAUGAACUUUUUAUUCCUUCCUGGGAACAUUUUAUCGAUCAUCAUCUGAAGAAAGAUAAGGUUUAUGAUUAGACAGAGAGAAAGAGAGAAAUUAUCAUGAGAAUAAAAGAAUCAACAUCUUACAAAGUAGUGUAAAAGACGAUUGAAUGUUAAACAAUAACAUUAUCACCUGCUUAGAACUCUUGAUUUCACUCAGGAUUUUACUAUUCAACAACUAACCAACAAUAUCUAUUCCUUUGUUUGAUUGCUUUAAAAUUAAAUAUAUUUUAACACUUGAUCAACCUGAAAACCAUCCAUUUGCACCUUUGCUUUCCUAAUUUCACUCUGUACUUCAUCAAGCAACAUUAAUCUAAACUUAGACCUUUAUUUCACCAGAAAUAUCAUUUUGAAGGUUCAUUGUAACGGAAUUACAAUCUGUUUUGUAUUGUAAUUGAUUAUAAUUGACUGUAAUUGGUUUUAAUUGACUGUGAUUACUGGAUCACAAGUGGAUAAGUUUAUUUGCCAUUUGAAUCUUAUACUCGGUCAGAAGCAGGAUGACAACACCAAAUAAUGAAAAUGACACCAACAACAGCAACAUUGAUAAAGUUGUUGUUAAAAUCGAGCAAAAGACUGAAUCCGUUAAAAAGGUUGAUGCAAAUGCUAUUCUAUCAACUGGAACUUUGCCUGAUGGAACCAAAUAUCAUGUUCGAUUAAUGAGAUUGGACGAUGUUGAUGAAGUAUUGCAAGUUUGGAAAUCGAUUGGACUUUAUGAAGGAACGAAUACGAUACAAAGUUUCCAUGCAAUUGAUCCAGAAGGCUUUUAUGUUGCGGUCAGUGAAAAAGAUGGAAGUAUCAUUGGGGAAGUCGGCGCUGUUUUUAUCGAGCCGACCACUGCAUUUAUUGGGUUGUACGCAGUUAGACCAGAUUGUCAGAAGAUGGGUGUUGGUUACGCUGUUUGGAAGCAAAUGAUGAAGCAUGUUGGCGAAGCAAAUGUUGGUCUUUAUGCUCUUGACACUCAAUAUGAUAUGUAUCGUAACAAAGCUAAACUUGAGAUUGAAGAUCCGGUCAAGAUUGUUGAAUUUAAAAAGAUAGGAGAGACUUCACCUGAAACUCUUGCCAACUUAACCCAAUCCAUAAACAAUGUUGAGCUUGUCCAGGUUGGUGUCAAUGAUGAAAUUAUCAAUCAAAUCAUUUCCUAUGAUCAAACAGUUGCCAGACAUGAUCGAAGUAAAUUGAUACCAUUAAUAAUUGGUGAACCAGAUGCGUUGUGUUUAGCAGCCAUUGAUCAAACAUCGAAAAAGCUAUUGGGUUAUGGUGUUAUUCACACAUCGAUUCUAGACAAGGCAAUGGUUGGACCCAUUUUUGCUCGAUCAAGCAACAUUGCAGAGUUGCUACUUUACCACUUGAUUGACCGGUUUCCGAUGGCUAAAUCAUCAGGCUUUUUCUUAAUGACUUGUGACUGUAAUAAAGAUUUCAUGGAAACAGCUACAAAAUUGAAUUGCACCAAAGAGCACAUCUUACCUCGGCUAUUCCGCUCUUCUUGCCCACAAAUUGAAUGGAGUCAGGUUUACUGUAUCACUUCACCCAAUUAUACAGUUGUUUAAGCACAUACUGACCCAAUGGUUUGUAGACAAUUAAAUUAAAUCAAUGAAACAUAAAAGGAAAAAAAGGUUCAUGAUAAAUGAAGCAAGCGAUCGAAAGAGAAAGGAUUCUCAAUGUAAUGGCAUUUUGCUUUUUUGUUUCAUCUCUUCCUAAGAAACGGCUUUUUAAUUGUUUUUAUUUAAAUUUGAUAUCUUUUCUGCUAUCGUUUGGAGUUGUCAGUUUUGUGGUUGAUGAGGUUACAAUAAUGAAAAUGUCUAAUAAUCAAAGCCAGAAAAAAUUACUGAGUUGAUUGAGUUUAUCAUUAAACCUUUUCUUGAUGUGAUGAUUGGAUGAACAAAAUGAUUUCAACGCACCGAUGAAAAAACUGCACAAAAUUAACACAAAACUCAUACAAAAUUGAAUAAAACAAUCAACAUGAAAAAAACCCAAAAACAAUGUCACAGGAACCCACAAAAUUUGAAGCCAAGUCAACAACAAUACAGCCGAAAAGCUUGGAAGUUAAUUGCAAGGAAUGAAAAGCAAUUUAUCUGCAUAAAUUAAAUGACUUGGACUUCAUAAAAUCAUCUUAUUCACAGCAUUUUUAACCAAAUCAAAAUGUACCCUUUGUGGCUAUUGUAAAGCCAUGUCAAGUUUCUGAUGUUAAUUCAGAUGUAGCAUUAUUAAAUUUGGAUACUGAUCAAAGUUUAAUUUAACCUGUCACUUCUAAUCGAGGAACCAUUAUCAAGAUCAUUUUCAUUGAAUCAGACAAUCAUAAACAUUGUAGUUCCUUUAAUGGCUAUUCAUUAGAAAUAAAAUGAGUUAACUUAUAAAUAAAUUGUUCACAUUUUCAAAUUUUAUUGAUAAUUU
Messenger RNA from Tetranychus urticae (two-spotted spider mite), 2496 nucleotides. The record is from RefSeq and is a predicted model, not a curated record. Lineage: Eukaryota; Metazoa; Arthropoda; Arachnida; Trombidiformes; Tetranychidae.